Messenger RNA from Daucus carota subsp. sativus, 1485 nucleotides. RefSeq names its product transcription factor MYB15. The transcript is spliced from 3 exons. The record is from RefSeq and is a predicted model, not a curated record. The coding region runs from base 584 to 1306 and encodes 240 amino acids. NCBI's taxonomy places the organism in Eukaryota, Viridiplantae, Streptophyta, Magnoliopsida, Apiales, Apiaceae.
AAAUUUUACCGAUAAAUAUAUAAUUUACACAAGCAUGCUUCAUUUAGUAGAGCAAAACAAUAUUUAGCGAGUGCAACUGUGCAAGUUGUUGCUUCAAAAUAUUAUACAUUAUUCAUUUAAUAACAUCUAACAACAAAGGUGACCAUGCAAUGUUAGAGAACCUUUGUCAUUUUGUUCCCACCAAAUUGCUAAUAGACAAAGUUGAUUAAGACUCCUAAUAUUUAGUACUCUCCAUUUUAUGCUGACCUAUAGCUUAAUCUCUGUCAAAACUAAGUACCAACUAUGUAUUGUACUAUAUUUAGCAUCAUAUCAAGAUCAAGAGAGUUAAAGAGAUUCUCUUUCCUGGAAAUUUCACACAAGAUUUUAUAAGAGUUGAGAUGCCUUGAUUGGAUUAUUCAGUUUCCAGCUACUGUUACUUGCAUUGUUAAUUAUAUAUAACUAGUAGUUACAACCAUCUCUCUGCGCUUCAUCUGGAGAUCUCUCUCUCUAUCUGCCAAAAGAGAGAAUAUGAGAAAGGAGAGCCAGUGAAAAUAACAAAUAGUGACUGUCACAAUUGUGUAGAUUUACAGAUAUAAUAGCGGAGAUGGUGAGAGCUCCUUGUUGUGACAAGAUAGGACUGAAGAAAGGGCCAUGGACUCGCGAAGAAGAUCAACGUCUCACCUCUUACAUCCAGCAGAAUGGUCAUUCAAAUUGGAGGGCUCUCCCAAAACUAUCUGGUCUUCUGAGAUGCGGGAAGAGUUGCAGACUGCGAUGGACAAACUACUUGAAUCCGGAUAUUAAGAGAGGAAAUUUCAGCAAAGAGGAGGAGGAGACUAUCAUCCAGCUGCAUGAAUCCAUGGGAAAUAGAUGGUCUGCCAUGGCGGCUAAAUUACCAGGAAGAACUGAUAAUGAAAUAAAAAAUGUAUGGCAUACACACAUCAAGAAAAAGCUCAAAGACUACAACUCCACUCAAGACAUCAAAAGGCCGAAAAACAAGUCAGAACCUCAGUCUAAAAAGCCGGAUUCUUCUACCAGUAAGGAGAUUGAGAGUUUGGGGCAUGGGUCAAUUUCUCCGAAAAGUUCUACUAGUGAACUCUCAUCAGUCACCACUGAUCCAGAUAUUAUCCAGCAAGAAGUAUUGAUUUCAUCAACUACUGUUCUAUUGUCGGAAUUCGGGGAAAGUAUCUGUCUAACAGAUAUACCAGAUGAUCAAGAUAUGAAAGUGUGGCUUGAAAUUGAUGAGGGAUUCAAGUGUCUCAAAGGUGAUGAUGACAUGAGUUUCUGGUAUAAUCUUUUCUUGACAGCAGAGGAAUUACCAGAAUUCUGAAGCUGUUUGAUUUAAAAAGGUCUUUGACAGGCCUAAAAACUGUAGCAUCAUCUAGAUUCUAAACUAUAAUCUGGGCAACAUAAACUGCAACUGAACAAGUGUUCCCUAAGAUAGCAUUUUCUUACAUGAGUUUAGGAACUCAGUUGCAAGCUUAUCGAUAAUUUCCAUUAAAUGUCAAA